AUUGAUUUAGUUCCUAUUCUACAGUUGCCUCUGUGAUCUCUGACGAGAUGUCUGAGAGGGGAAAAGUACACCCGGGUUGCGUAAAUGCGUCCAAUCCUUAUCAUCAAUGUGUCGAAGAGUGUUAUCGGAAGAUUGCCGGAGGCAAGCCUCACAAGAGCAAAAAUCAAUCAGACUAUCGUGGUGCUGGAGAGGAGCGUAGCAAAAUUGUCCAGAGAGAGAGAAGGGUGAAUGGUGCUUGUCCUAAGGCAUCAAAUCCUUACCAUGAAUGUGGUGAAUCCUGCUCACAAAAGGGAGCUCACACAGAGGCCAGGCGGUACAAGAAAGAAGCAGGAUCUAAUGGGGUUGAUGCUUCCCAGACUUUGAGCAGGAGAACAAAAAAGGAUCCAGAUCCUCGGCCCAACUCUUCCCACAUGCAGGACAAAGUCACGAGGCCUGUUGUUUCUACAACCUCGACUGUUGCUCCAUCAUCUCCUCUACACCACACUUCUGAAAAGAGGCACUUGGAGGACAACAACUCGAUUUCUCCUAUUCCUUAUUCUGGAGAAAUUCACCCUGAAGAUUUCUCUUUCCUUAAGGGCCAAGUCAGGUCUUCUCCUUCAAUGCCGACUUCUGGAAAUGUCACCCCGGUGCUUCACCUCUCGCCUGAUCGUGCCAAGGGCCCUCCAAUGGAAAGCUUAGAAUAUGCUGCCAAAUUUACACCCUCCAAAGAGAUAGAGGAGGAAAACUUUAAUGGUACACUCAGGCACGAAAUUGUUCCAAGUACCGUCAUUGAUGACCCAGCAGAAGGCGCUCCGCACUCCAAUCGUGGUUCAAUGAGCUCUAGCAUCUCAGAUGUGGGUCACUCCUUUGAAGACAGCGAUGAUGAAGAUGUCCAGUCCGUGAUGUCCGAAACCCGUGUCCCAGUUGGUAAAUACCAUGUGAAGUCCAGCAUGUCCUCCAUUCUGCAAGCGAUUCUCGAGAAGUAUGGAGAUAUAGCAGAAAAUUGUGUGUUGGAGUCAAUCUCGAUGCGGUCUUAUUAUUUGGAGUCCGUCUGCUUCGUCGUUCAGGAGCUGCAAUCCACUUCAUUCAUGCACCUGACCAAGUCCAAGGUCAAAGAGAUGCUGGCUAUUCUCAAAGACUUGGAGACUUCACAUAUUAAGGUUGGGUGGUUGCGAAAGAUACUCGAUGAAAUCUCAGAGGUCAUUGAGGUGAUUACUCAGCAUCAGACAGUCAAGGCAGCGAAGACCAAGUGUGAUCAAGGCCUCGAGUCUAUGAAGAUUUUACUGGAGUUCCAGACAGAAGAUCUGGCUACGAAAGAAGCCGAGCUUGCUGAAGCAAAGUCAAAACUAGCUGAAACCAGAAACCGUUUGCGCGAGCUCGAGGUCGAGUCCUCCGAGUUGAACAAGUCCGUUUUGUCCUUGAGCUCCCAAGUCGACGGCUACCAUUUUAAGUCAUUGUUGGAGGAACUCCUAUGAGCCUGAAGAUUCUGUGACUAGCUGACUCCCUGGAAUGUGAUGUACUAUGAGCAGCAUAAAACUACUUGGGAUAUAGGUUAAACUUUCGGUCUUCUGAUUCUUUUUCUUCAUACUUAUGCCGCAAAAUAUACAACAUCACUGUGCUUAAACCAACGUUUCCUUUCUGGUUUUGUACUGUUUUGUUCAUUCGGUUACUUCCGCAUGAAUAAGUGUUUUCAUAUAUAUAUCUUUCUUCUCU
Syzygium oleosum is the source of this 1692-nucleotide messenger RNA. RefSeq lists its product as uncharacterized. The record is from RefSeq and is a predicted model, not a curated record. Lineage: Eukaryota; Viridiplantae; Streptophyta; Magnoliopsida; Myrtales; Myrtaceae. The transcript has 4 exons. Bases 48 to 1454 code for a protein of 468 amino acids.